AUGUCGUCAAUUCUUGCAAUAUCUCUGGGAGGCGCUGCAGGAGGUGUGGCACUAUUAGGCGCCGUCACAGUCCUUGUAGUGCUAUGCCUGCGGCACCGCAGAAGAACUUCAGAUUCUUCAGAGAGUAAUUCCUCGGGUCCAUCUCAUCCAGACAUGCAGGGAGCAAGAUGUAUGCCACUGGAGGAACUGAAGUCUGCUACAAAUAACUUCAGCAGUUCGAAUCUCAUUGGAAAUGGAAUGUUCGGAGAGGUAUUCAACGGUUUACUCCAGGAUGGCACAAUUAUAGCUGUUAAAAGGCGGCAUUCUCCUCCUAGCCAGGAAUUUAUUCAAGAGGUUAAUUACCUAUCGUCUAUCCGUCAUCGUAACCUUGUAAAACUUUUGGGAUAUUGCCAGGACAAUGGCAUGCAGAUGCUUGUCUAUGAGUAUGUCCCCAAUGGAAGUGUUUCUACACAUUUGCAUGGAAAUGGCCAUGCUCCAACUGUAAGGCUAGAAUUCAAGCAGAGGCUUUCUAUUGCUCAUGGAACUGCUAAAGGCCUAAGUCACCUACAUUCCUUGACCCCUCCUGCUGUUCAUAUGAACUUCAAAACGGUUAAUGUCCUGGUGGAUGAGGAUUUCACACCAAAAGUUGCUGAUGCUGGGAUCCGAGGCCUUCUUGAUCGACUAGGCAGCGCUGACCCAUCUUCAAGGAUUUGUAACGAUCCAUUCCUUGAUCCACGAGGGAGGGAGGCCAUGAUUUUUUCCAUACAAAGUGAUGUAUACAGUUUUGGUGUGUUCCUUGUGGAGUUGAUCAGUGGAAGGAGAGCUGUGGCUGAUAAAAGCAUUAUUGAAUGGGUACAAAACUUUCUAGAAUCAAGUGAUAUCUCUGCAAUAGCAGAUAGCAGAAUGGCCAGUGGCUUUACCUCAGAAAGCAUGAAGGAAUUGUUGCGCUUGGCGUCUUGGUGCCUGAACCAGAUGGGUGAGCAUCGUCCAUCGAUGAGCUUGGUGGAGGCUGAGAUACACCGGAUACGCGAGCAAGAGAUCAGGCUGACGACGAUCAUGCCAGAAGCUACUACAACUGUGACUCUAGGCAGCCAGCUCUUCACAGCAUCAAGAUGAUGUAGAAUGGAAUGUUAUAGCUAGUUUCCUCUUUCAGGGUUAUAGAUUAGCUAUUCUAUCUCCAUUUUUUCACCAUUAGCUU
Molecule: messenger RNA, 1177 nt
Organism: Lolium rigidum
Lineage: Eukaryota; Viridiplantae; Streptophyta; Magnoliopsida; Poales; Poaceae
Product: serine/threonine-protein kinase-like protein ACR4
Exons: 7
Coding region: 1-1095 (364 amino acids)
Biological process (GO): protein phosphorylation
Molecular function (GO): protein kinase activity; ATP binding
Source: RefSeq, a predicted model, not a curated record